AUGAUCGUGGACUACAGGAAAAGGAGGGCCGAACACGCUCCCAUUCACAUUGACAAGGCUGUAGUGGAGCAGGUUGAGAGCUUCAAGUUCCUUGGUGUCCACAUCACCAACAAACUAUCAUGGUCCAAACACACCAAGACAGUCAUGAAGAGGGCACAACAAUGCCUUUUCCCCCUCAAGAGACUAGAGGGAUUUGGGAUGGGUCCUCAGAUCCUCAAAAGUUCUACAGCUUGGGUUCUUCAAGCGUGCUUCUUUCUCCACGUCCGUUCUCUGACAGAUGCCAGAAUCGACACACUGAAGCGGUCUGUCGACGGGACGAUAAACAGCUUCUUCGCCUGUGGCAUAGCAGUCUAUCGUGGACUGAGAUCAUUUCAUUUCGCUAUGGGGGCAUCUUCUUGCAGUCUGCUGGAUGAGACUAAAUCCAACUACAUCAGAGGUCGUGCGGAGUCCGAGCUGAAGAACUUCAGUCCCCACUACAGGCAGCAGUACUUUGUAGCCUUCUUCUCUCAGCUGCAGGAGGAGGUGGAGCAACACAAAGAGACACACACUCAGCUCCUUAAACAGAGGGAGCCCCUUAGGCCAGAGGAAGUUCUGUAUCAGGACAGUGUUCUGCACUAUGACGACACCGGGAAGUGGAAGGAGAGGUUUGUGGUGAUGAGAGCCAAUCACAGCCUGGAGUGUCAUGACAACCAGGAGAGCUUCAGUAAAGGUGUUCCGGCCAGACAGAGACUCCUGCCAACAGGGGGCGUAGUUCUGACAUCAGAGGAGAAGUACACAGCGCUGGUGGACAAGGCCUUCCCCGACCCUAAAUGUUUGAAGGAGGAGACAUCUCCCCCCAUGGUAGUGGUACCUUCUGGUCAGUUCCCUGUCUACCUCAGACUGCCCUACAGACGUGACGUGUACUUCAGCUUCCCCCAGGAGGACCGACGAGCGACCUUCCUCUCCAUCCUCACGGGCUGCAUCAGGCACCAGAACCACGAUUCUCUGAGGAGGUCUUCCUGUGAGUGUCAGGCGUUCCUCAAGGCCAUACAUUUCUACCGUCAGGAGAAAGGACACUAUGAGUCCUGGGACAUGCUGGUGGGCUGUGAGGAGCAGGUCCUCGCCAAUCUAGUUUUGGAGGAGCUACAACCCUCACUACAGACAGAACUGCUGGCCAGACUAAAGGGAAAGAAAGCGGGGAGGAAGAGAGUCUGGUUCACCACGUUGGAAGCCGCGUACCACCUGGUCCAGGAUCAGCUGAGGGAGAGUCUGAAGGGACUGAAGGAGGAGUGUAAAGAGAUAGCCAGGUCUCAUGAAGCUCUGCUUCGCUCUGAUAUGGACCAGAUAGCCAGUUCUAGAACCUUCCUGCAGGCCAAGCUACAAGCCUCCGUCAGUGAUCCAGCAGCAAAGUUCUGCAGUGAGAACGUGUCUCCGUACCUGGCGUCCAUCUUGGAAGAGCUGAUGUCUCCGGUGACGGGGGGCUUCCAGGGGGUCCGGCUUCUCCUGGAGGGGGAGAUAAACGCUCUCUGCCUGGGCUUCCCCGAGGGAGCGGGGCAGGAAGGGUUAAACCAGGCACUGGGUCAGAUGUGUCAGGCAAAUCUGGAAGAGUGUUACCAGAAAGUGGAGGUCCUGACAGAACAGCUUCAGGAACUCAGGCAUCGCUUCAAGUUCUCCAACUCAGUUCGUCUGAUCCACUGCACGCAGAUAGACAUGCAACAGCUGAUAGAGAAUGCCGUGUACACCUUUAAAUUGCUCCUCCAGAGCUCACUGAAUGACAACGCUUCCAAACUCACCUCAGCCAUGGAGAAAGCAAAGCUCAGAGUCCUCAAGCAAUAUGACCAUGACAGUAGCACGGUGAGGAAGAGGAUCUUUCAGGAGGCUCUGGUUGACAUCACGCUUCCUGCUAUCAGGAGGAACCUGGCGCCGGCACACAAACCGGACCUGCAGAAGUUGGACCAGUACAUCUUUGCUGAUUACACCAACUUCAUCAAAGUGGAAAACGUUUAUGAAGACAUUCUACUGGACAUUCUGACCAACGAGGUGGACAAAGUGGUGAAAGAAGCUGCCAGUCUGAGGAAGAACAACUUGAUGGUGGACAGUACUGACCUGCAGAGUGCCAGCCAGAGCAGCCUGACAGACAGUCGCACCCCUCCCCUCUCCGCCCCUGCCAGCCCUGCUAAGAUGGCUGUCUCUGGGCUGAGCAGACAGGCCGAGCGGGCACCUUCUCCCCUGGUGCAGAACUCGUCUUCUAGCGCUGGGAGGCUGGAGGUGGAAGGUGGCCCAGUGGUCCCAGAUAUGGCUGCCCUCACUCCUCCUGUCAUUGUCAUAACUCCACAAAGUGAGGCUCCAGACCCAGCCCCACUCUCACUCCCAGCCCCAGCACAUAUACUUACCUAUACUGCUAAUGUCUCUGUAGCAGAGCCUGAUACCCCUUCACCUCUACCUGAUACCCCUUCACCUCUACCUGAUACCCCUUCACCUCUACCUGAUACCCCUUCACCUCUACCUGAUACCCCUUCACCUCUACCUGAAAUGUCCUCUGCUGAAAGUGAUUACCCUGCUGGUGCUGCCUCAACCAAACCUGAUGCUUCCUUAGUCAAUCAUGACACCCCUUUGGCCACAAUCACACCUUAUGCCGCCUCCCCCCAGCCUCCUCUUCCUGUGGCUGAACCAGCUCCCCAGACACCGGAAGUUACAGACACAGCCAAAGCAUCCCAACCACCAGGAACUGAAGACAAACCAGACACAGACAAAGCAUCCCAACCACCAGGAAGUGAAGACAAACCAGACACAGACAAAGCCAGAAACAGCCCAGUGAGUGACAGUGUGUCGGUGUGUGUCGAGGCUCUGUCAGCAGUGAGUAUGAUUCUUCCUGAGGCCACGGUGCUCUCCACUGGUCAGAGACAGAGACAAGCCACAGACAGAGCAUUCUACCUGAAAACUCCUGCAGGGGUGAAGGAGGGGGCAUCUGUACCUCUCACCGUGGACGAGAAGGAAGAGGAGGAAGAACAGCACAUUGGUACAGCCCCAUCCAACAUUGGUACAGCCCCAUCAACUGAACCAGCCUCCCAGACUCAGAAGGACCUUAACCCCACUAAACCAGCCUCCCAGACUCAGAUUGACCCUAAACCCACUAAACCAGCCUCCCAGACUCAGAAUGACCUUAACCCCACAGGAUCAGAGAUGCAGCCUGGAGGCAGUGAGGACAGAGCUGCAGUUACCUCCGUCACUAGGGUUACUGUCACUGAGCGCGAGGGUGCCCUGCUUGCAUGCAAUACCCUGGUCACAUCACGAGGGGGUGCUACUACUCCACUCACUGGGCCUGGGCAGGGUGUAGUGGAGGCAGGGGAUAGAGGAGAGGCUCUGGGGCUACAGUCUAACACAGUGGGGAUGGAGGGAGAGGAGGAAGCGGUUCCACUGGGUAGUGUGCAGUCCAUCCGUGACUUGGUGAUGGAGGUAGUGGAGGUGGAAGGGCUGAUACAGAGGUGUCCCCCAGAAAACAGCACUCCCUAGCUGGGGAAAGAACGACUAGGGGGGAGGUGUACCAACAGCAGAGCAAUCAACGGUGUUCAUUUUGAACCCAAUUCAAAAUCUAUUAACUAUUUAUAUGUCAAAUAAAUGACUGAAAAUGUUUACUCUACAGACUGAUAGAAGUUGAGGAGGUAAUCAUCUCUCUCCUCCAGAGGAGCACACAGACUGGAGAAGAAGGAAAACUGACCAAAUAACAUAAACGUUAACAUCUGAUAGCUAUACUGGGGCGGCAGGGUAGCCUAGUGGUUAGAGCGUUUAGUAACCGGAAGGUUGCAAGUUCAAACCCCCGAGCUGACAAGGUGACAGACAAUGCCCCAAAACUGUUGUACUGUCGUUCUGCCCCUGAACAGGCAGUUAACCCGCUGUUCCUAGGCCGUCAUUGAAAAUAAGAAUUUGUUCUUAAAUAAAGGUAAAAUAAAAUAAAAAAAAUUGGUGCAGCAGACGAUAAUACAACUUUCACUUACAUACUCAAUUUUAUAUGGAACAACUUUGCUUUUUGUUGUUGAAAUAAUUGUCAUCUUUUUAAUAUUUUUUGGGGGGAUUGAAAUGAGCACCGUCCCUUACAUUUUGUUCUGUUGUGCAGUUGGUUUUACCCUGACAACAGAAGUAUUUACCGUGACAACAGAUGUAUUUACCGUGACAACAGAUGUAUUUACCGUGACAACAGAUGUAUUUACCGUGACAACAGAAGUAUUUACCGUGACAACAGAUGUAUUUACCGUGACAACAGAUGUAUUUACCGUGACAACAGAAGUACUGCAUUUCUAAGCCAUUUUGCUUUGUUCUGUUGGACCUUUUGGAACUAUUUAGAUCUGAAUAUAUUUAACAGUUAAAAUAAUGAUAAAGGGAGGUGCUUAAAUUAAUAAAAACAUAACAAACACUUAA
Oncorhynchus nerka (sockeye salmon) is the source of this 4395-nucleotide messenger RNA. Its product is annotated as protein Niban 1-like. NCBI's taxonomy places the organism in Eukaryota, Metazoa, Chordata, Actinopteri, Salmoniformes, Salmonidae. The record is from RefSeq and is a predicted model, not a curated record. The transcript is spliced from 16 exons. Bases 1 to 3492 code for a protein of 1163 amino acids.